AUGUCUGCGGCCAACAACAACAGCCAGAAGAAGGGUUUGAGCAACUUGAAGGUGGAGCUUCUCAAUGAACAGAAGCAGGAGAUUCGAGAGGCGUUUUCGUUGUUUGAUAUGAAUAAUGAUGGAAUGCUCGACUACCACGAGUUAAAGGUUGCACUUCGGGCUUUGGGCUUUGACUUAUCCAAGAGAGAGGUAUUGGAAAUCAUCCACGAGUACGACACAGAUGACCGGAACUUGAUAUCAUACGAGAAUUUCUUCCAUGCUGUGGGAGAAAAGAUCGUCAACAGAGAUCCUAUGGAGGAGAUUCGGAGAGCAUUCAAGUUGUUUGACGACGAUAACACGGGGAAGAUCAGUUUCAGAAACUUGAAGCGAGUUGCACGAGAAUUAGGCGAGAACUUGUCAGACGAGGAGCUAAGAGCCAUGAUCGAUGAGUUCGAUUUGGACGAAGAUGGAGAAAGUACGUAUCUUCCUUUUUAUUAUGGAGUCUUUAUUUUUAUUGUACUUCCCACCUAA
Molecule: messenger RNA, 510 nt
Organism: Sungouiella intermedia
Lineage: Eukaryota; Fungi; Ascomycota; Pichiomycetes; Serinales; Metschnikowiaceae
Source: the annotation of a GenBank genome assembly